Rhododendron vialii is the source of this 818-nucleotide messenger RNA. Its product is annotated as zinc finger protein CONSTANS-LIKE 8. Gene Ontology annotation, molecular function: protein binding. Gene Ontology annotation, biological process: regulation of DNA-templated transcription. Gene Ontology annotation, cellular component: nucleus. NCBI's taxonomy places the organism in Eukaryota, Viridiplantae, Streptophyta, Magnoliopsida, Ericales, Ericaceae. Bases 30 to 749 code for a protein of 239 amino acids. The transcript has 4 exons. The record is from RefSeq and is a predicted model, not a curated record.
AGAAAAAAACACCCCAUUUUCAAAUUGUCAUGAACACAGACGAAGCUAAGAAAGAGAGACGAGAGGGAGAGAUAGAGAUGGUGUAUACCUCCUUGCUGAGAAGCCCAAAGAAGGAAGAACAGCAGGUGCCAGACACCAUCCGUUUCUCCGAAAUUGAGAAGGAGACCGAUGUUGCGGAUGAGUUGGAGUGCUUUUGGGGCAUGGAAGAGGAAGUUGACUUACCUCCAGAGGGUAAGAACGCAUGUGGUCAACUCAAUUGGGACUUCGUGGAUUGGGAAGGUUUUUCAGUUGGAGAAGAAGAAGUGAGUCGUGACCAGAAGGUAGCGGACAUGGGCAUGUUUUUCCAAGAACAUGAGAGCCGCUUCACUUCUGCAAAGGGUGACCAGAACUGUGAAUUUUGGGACGAUGAUCCUGGGGAGAAGAAGGUGUCCUUGAAUCUGAGUCUGAAUUAUCAAGAGGUUUUGGAUGCCUGGUCCGAUCGCGGGCCUCUUUGGGCAGACGAAUAUUCUCUCUCGAUGGCGAACAAUGGCUAUAUGGGAGAGGUGCCAGUAAUGGAGGAAGAGAGAAGAAGAAGGGAAGCAAGCGUGCUUAGGUACAAGGAAAAGCGUCAGACUAGAUUGUUCUGUAAGAAGAUAAGAUAUCAAGUUCGCAAACUCAAUGCAGAUAAAAGACCUAGGCUCAAGGGUCGAUUUGUGAAGAGAGUUCCAGAAAAGACGCUUAAAUUUAGGACCGUCAAGGAGCAGAGUUGAGCGGCCUGGGAUUGAAAGAAAACUUAAUGAGCUUCAAAAGAAUUCUGUUAUUCAAGCUUUUGCUUAAAA